AUGGCUCUCCCACCUGUCCAGCUCGUCCGCUCUAGCGCGCUCCAGAUCGAUGCCGACACCCCGUGCGUCCUCGAGAUGCAUGUCCCCAUCACCCUCCCCCACCAGCUCGACCCUUCCAUGCCCGCGCCGCCCUACCACUUGGCCAUGGGGGCCGAAGACGGCCUCAGCUCCUAUGCCAGGCCUGUGCUGCGGCGGCUGAUGGCGGAGAUCGUCUCCCGCCUCUUUGGCCCCGAGCACGCCGCCGAGGCUCUCAAGGCCCCCGACCGGGCCCUGCCUACCCCUGGCGCUCACUACCUCCGCCUCGUCAGCGACUUCGACUUAUAUAUCAUUGUCGAUAGGAAGAAUGGAUUCAAUCUUGCCGCUGGAUACUGGAAGGAUCAAUACGGCGAGGAGGGCCACGGUCCGAUUGACGCCUACGUGGAGGAUAUAGGGGAUAAGAUUAUUGUCCUCCGCGGAUUUGUACUGUACCUUAUCCGCGGGGUGCGGGAUGCAACGGAGCUGGUCGAGAUGAACCCCAGAGUCCUUCGCUUUGACCUGGUGGGAGAGGGAGAGGGAGAGGGAGAGGGAGAGGGCCGCGGCGCGCCGGGACACGAACUUGUGUUCGGUGUCAAGGAGUAUACCGAAUUCGAACGGGGCUGCGAUAUCCCCGAAGGACUGGCUCCCCUCAUGGGCGUUGGGGAUUUGGUUGUUACUCCUUGCCAGAGGCUCUAA
Dichotomopilus funicola is the source of this 711-nucleotide messenger RNA. RefSeq lists its product as uncharacterized. Lineage: Eukaryota; Fungi; Ascomycota; Sordariomycetes; Sordariales; Chaetomiaceae. The transcript has a single exon. The record is from RefSeq and is a predicted model, not a curated record. The coding region runs from base 1 to 711 and encodes 236 amino acids.